AUGUUUGUCUACGAAGGCAGGCUAGAAUGGAGCAAGUACGCUCAGAAUGAGACCGCAAUCAUUAUUUUGCCUUCCGGCCCAAUUCGUGCCGGAGACAUAGCUUGGAUCUUGUUUCAAUGGACAGUCGAUUCAAAGGGGAACAAGAAGGCCCUUCAAAGUCAAAGAAUUCCCAUCAGCCAGGUGAUCAGAGCCGCCAAUGGCGAUGACAGCUUCUCCUCCAAGCCUGGCUGGUAUACCUGGAAAAUGACUUCUUCUGACAACUAUGAAAGGCUCAACCUUGCCAUGUCCAACGAUGCUGGUGGUAUCAGUGAGAUGGAAUUCAAGCGCAUUUGGAAAGCCGAGGGCGAGUGGUCAAGGGAGUGCGGCCGGAUUUGGCUCGGUAAGAUUAACUGGUCCACGUUUGCAAGUGAUGAGUUUUGCCUCUUCAUUGUUCCUGAGGGAUUUGGUGAAGGAAGACCAAUUCUUUCAAUGUGGCAGUGGACCCAAGAUAGCCAGGGCAAGGAGAAGGCACCAAGUUUCCGGGCCGAGCAACAGAAGAUUCUGUCUCCUCUUGACGACAACGGUGUUAAGUUUUCUUAUCACUCGUACUACGACAUUACCUGUACUUGGAACAAGAAAACUGACACCCUCGCCGUUCAUAUGAAGGGACAGGAAGCCGAUCAAGAUCUAGGCGAUUUUAAACUCUUAGCAGUUACCAACCCUCACCAUCAUGAUUGGGACCCUCCGCUCUCACCCCCUCAAAACGCCACACUGGAAGUCCGCCUACCCCAGCAUGAGCCUACACUCCCUCGCGUCCUGGGGCCUCUCCCUUUCCCCACCGGACUCAUCGAGAACUUGAGGUAUGCGAUUGCCUAUGCCGAUCAAGCUGGGUAUUGUGCCAAAUACGCCCAUGAGCGAUUCUCGAAACUCGACGCUGAGUUUCAUCUUCGAGGCGAGGUAAUCAAUGAACGCAACGCUGCAAUUGCUCAAUUCAGGAAAGAGGUGAAGGAACUUGGCGACAAUUUUACUGUUGAGAAAGCCAAGGUUACCGACUUGACCACCAGACUUGCCAAAGCACAAGCCGCUUUUGACGCCGAGCUGAAGAAGAGAGACGACGAGAUCAAGAAGGAACAGGGUCAUGAUGCCGAAGACCACAAAACUAUCGAUCGCUUGGUCUCUCAACUCGAACAAGAACGUUUGUCCAAGGCUGGAUUGCAGAAGGACCUCGACCAGACCAAGACAUCCCUGACAGAAGCGGAGGCUCGUCUGGCCGCUGACGGAGUGAAUAUUGCAGCUCUCACCACCCGCAUUACCGCUCUGGAAGCCGACCUCGAGGUGGAGAAAAAGGUUACCGAGAAGCUCCAGAAUGAUAUUAAGGAAAAGACAGAUAGAAUCAUCCAGCUGGAGAAGAGCAACGCUGAUGCACAGUCCAAGCUCAACCAAGCCCUCCAGGAUGCGAAGACGAAGCAAGACCAGAUUAACCAGAAGGAUGCAACUAUUCGUGAUCAGACCACACGCAUUGACAACCUUAGCAGAGAGUCGAAUGCAAAGACGCUUACGAUCAACAAUUUGCAGCAGCAGAUCAGUAACCUUCAGGAGCAGAUCCGAAAACAGCAGCAACAACCCACGUACCGGUUCAGCGGUAAAAUAAGAUCCGUGCUCGGCAAUAACGUCAUGGUUGACUACACCCUUGGCUCGGAUGUGAAAGCUUACGAGUAUAUGAGUGCCAGAGAGCAUGAAAUUCAUCAAAUCUGGGAGUUCUUCACUGUUUCUGGCCGCAAUGACGUCGUAGUCAUCAGGAAUACUGAGCACAAGCAUCUCCUCUGGUCCGCUGGGUCUGGACAACGAGUUCGCUGCGACGGAAGCCAUGGAUUAUUGGAUCCCGCAGCGCAGUGGCAGAUCUUGGGUGCGACUGUGGAUUCUUUGAACCGCAAUACACAAGUCCAAAUUCGAAAUAUGAAGGACAAUUCGGCUCUUGACUUGUCUGGGGCGAACACAGCCAACUUCACUCCUAUCCUCACGUGGGGACAGCAUAGUGGAAGUAACCAGAAGUUUAAUAUCUGGAAGUGUUAA
Fusarium sp. VM40 is the source of this 2052-nucleotide messenger RNA. Lineage: Eukaryota; Fungi; Ascomycota; Sordariomycetes; Hypocreales; Nectriaceae. The record is from the annotation of a GenBank genome assembly.